Molecule: messenger RNA, 816 nt
Organism: Malus domestica (apple)
Lineage: Eukaryota; Viridiplantae; Streptophyta; Magnoliopsida; Rosales; Rosaceae
Source: RefSeq, a predicted model, not a curated record
AUGACGAACUUGGCUAAGCUUGAAUAUGCUGCCCUGGACAUUACCCGGAAGAAUUACCUUACUUGGGUACUUGAUACCAAGAUCCAUCUGGAAGCAGGGAAUCUUGGAGAUACCAUCAGGGAAGAAAACAGCUCAUCUUCUCAAAAUCGGGCGAAGGCUAUGAUCUUUAUUCGCCGCCAUCUUGAUGAGGAUUUCAAAUCAGUGGCGGAGUACAAUUCUGCGUUGUUCAGGAUUACCUCUCAGAUGAAGCUCUGUGGGGAUACCAUUACUGAUGAAAUAUUGCUGGAAAAGACUUACAGCACAUUUCAUGCCAAUAACGUGCUCCUGCAGCAGCAGUAUAGAGCGCGAGAAGUAAAUGCUGCUUCCUUCGAAGUGAACGCCACAUCCUCUGGUGGUAAUUAUCAUAAACAAGGACGUGGCCACAAACGAGGUCGAUGGAAUAGGAAAUGCAAGAACCAUGGUGGUCAGUUUCACAACCAGGUUCAGAGGCAUAAUUAUGGCCCGGGCUUCAAAAAUGUGAAUCGUCACAAAGGCAAAGCUAACAUGACCAAUGCUCCCAGGAACUCUGAAGGAGCCUGCCAUAAGUGUGGUGGCAAUGGGCAUUGGGUGCGAACUUGUCGUACCCCAAAACAUCUGGUGGAGUUGUAUCAAGCUUCCCUCAAGAAGAAAGGUGUCGAGACCAAUUUUCUCGACCAGGCUAAACCAAUGGAUAUACCUGAUCCAGUGUUUGAUUUAUCAGGGCAAUUUGACGCAACUCACCUAGAUGUUUCAGACUUCAUUAUGGAAAGGGGGAAUGAAGUAUAUCGGUCCGACUAA